AUGAAGGUACUCGCCAUAGGAGCCUCCAGGAACAUCGGCUAUUACGCAGCCAUCCGUCUCCUGGAUGAAGGCGCCUCCAUCACAUUCCUGCUCAGGUCACCGUCGGUGUUCGACAACGACGAGAAAAUCAAAACCUAUGUCACAUCGGGCAGAGCCAGACUCGUCAAAGGUGAUGCCUUGAACAAAGAAGACCUGCUGCGUGCAUGGCAAAUUGCCGGGCAGAGCGAGAAUGAGGGAGUAGUGGGUUUGCUCCUAUUCACAGUUGGCGGAAAACCCUCCUUCUCGAUUACCAAGGGAGCCAUCAUCACGCCUGCCGACCUCUGCACUCAAUCACUCCUCAACGCACUCACCACUAUCCCUGCUUCUAAUAAACCCAAGAUAAUAGUGAUCACUUCAAAUGGUCUGGACAAAGCUUCGCACAAAGCAUUGCCGUUGCCCAUGAGGCUCCUAUACGAAUAUCUUCUGGGAGGACCACAUGAAGAUAAAUUAGGGGCCGAGAGGGUCCUAGCACACUGCACCGGAAAAGCUUGGAUAGAUCCCGAACCGAAGGCCCAUAUUCUGCCAGCAGGUUGGCUUACAACGCCUGGACUGCCCUCCGGCGGAGAAUUGAAAGAGGAUGUGGUAGUGGUGCGGCCCGCAAUGUUAACGGAUGGAUCUUGUCGAGCAGAGGCAGGGAAAACAUACAGAACCUCUGACACCAUCAUCCUGGGUGCUUAUACGGUUUCCCGCCGAGACGUUGCACAUUUCAUAGUGGAAGGCAUUAUCAAAAACUGGGAUACAUGGAAGGGCAAAAUAGCAUCUAUUGUUUAUUGA
Messenger RNA from Gloeophyllum trabeum ATCC 11539, 813 nucleotides. RefSeq lists its product as uncharacterized. The coding region runs from base 1 to 813 and encodes 270 amino acids. The transcript has 3 exons. The record is from RefSeq and is a predicted model, not a curated record. NCBI's taxonomy places the organism in Eukaryota, Fungi, Basidiomycota, Agaricomycetes, Gloeophyllales, Gloeophyllaceae.